AGAAUCUCUAUAAUCUUCAACGGUCAUAGCCAACUCUUAGUACUUUUUUCACAAAGGCCCGAGUUUGCGAUGCAUCAGGAAAGGAAGCACCUCUUUCUGAAGAAAAAAUGGGAACCAAAUCGUCCUAUAGUCUUGUAUCUUCCCCUGUAAUCAAUACAUCCUCAGCUCCACGAGCUAUCACGUCUACGGCUUCUCUCACAAAAACGCACACAACAAUAAAGCCACGCAGAACAAUUAUCUUGGACGAGGAUGGUGGCAACAACGGUGGCAACAGCCAUAAUACGGAUCCACGACAGGAACGAAUAGCUGCAAGGUCCGUAUUAGCGGCUAGACCAUCUCGACCAACGUCAAGGGCCGAAAUAUUAAACAGGCACUCUACAGGUGACAGGAAAAGGAGCAUGGGGCUGAAGCCCUUACGUAAGGAAGAUGAUGAGACUUUGCCGUUUGAAGAGCGUAUGCCAGUUUCACCACCAGGUUCCCCUGGAAUGAAUGCGCGACCACCGUUGUUUCAAGAGCCAAAGCAGGAUGCACUGAUAACAGCCCAACAAGAUCCAAGAGUUGAGUCAAUAUCAGCGUCGAUGAUUGCACCUUCUGAGAUUAUGAACACGGGACCAUCAUCGGGUCCCUGUUCAACAAAUACCGGCCCAUCUACGCCCCCAAAGAAAUCAGAUUCCAACUGUAAUACUUCUACAAGUGUGAACACUCCGCCUCAACGGUCAAAGAAAAACCCAAGUCCCUUUAGGACACCAGAUAAAUCGCGUAGAUCCCGCUCAGCCAUGGAGUCUCUUGGCCUCUCUCCUCAGGACUCAGUCUUCUGGGUCAGGACCCCACCUAUGGAGGCGCUUAAGAAACUAGGAAGAAUGAAUACAGGACAGUCUCACGAAGAAGAGGUUGCGUCAAUCGUCGGUCGACUAUAUCAAACAUCAUCCGCAGGUGCGGCACUCAGGUCAAUGCCUCGGGGGCCCAAAGACAGGAUCAAAGAUAUGCUCAACACCAUCCGCAUGUCUAGUGCGCCCCCUUUUCAAGACUUACAUGAAGACUUGGAUGACACGGAAGAUGGAGACCCAGCAUCUCCUACAAAAAAAUUAAUGGAAAGGCGCAAAAAUGUGUCCAACAGUCGUCAAAGCCUAGUUAAAUCAAAUACUGCGCUGGAACGUGGGAGGGCUGGACGACGAUAUGGGCGCGCACAUCAAUAUAAUAAAAAGACCUUGAAUCAACUCUCUCCGAACCACUCAACGCCAUGUCCGCAACGUCGCGAGGAUAUCCUCAAAAUGAUUGAUCAAAUCAACGCCAAUAUGGCUGCACCUUCUAAUCCCGGGACCUCGGAUUCAGAUGAUGAAGCAGCACCUCUUGAUUCUCGUUCCUCAAUACGUCCAACUGAGUCUGACAGUGUGCCCAAGACACCAUUGCGUGACCUUGUCUCGGCCUCAUCUCAACUGCACUUUUCACCUGGAGAGUUUGACAAUUUUUUCGAUGAUUUGGACAUGGAUGAUCAUGAUUUUGAGGAGUUGACACAGCUCGAACUAGUGUCGUCCAUGAGUCCCGGCUUUGCAGCAGCGGACAUGUCCAUCUCUAGCGUAUCUACGUCUGCGGCAUCAUGUGGCGGUGGUGACAGGACUUUCUACGAUGUUCGACAGGAAUUAUCGGAGCUGGGGAGAGAGAGAGCAGAAAAUCUGCGAGAAGGGUGGAGAAAUGUAACUGAUUCUGUAGCCGAUAAUGUUACUACCACAACAGACACGACCGCUGAGCCUGAGGGGGCAGGUUUAAGCUUGAAUGAGGAGCUCAUCGUGGAAGAGGUGACUGAAUACCAGGAGAGAAUCAACAUCAAGAAGGCUAGUACAUUGUCAAGUGGUGACUUUGAUGACUUUGCAGAUCUAGGAGAUGAUUUUGAGCUUGAGGAUGAUGAUCUGUAUGAUACCCCUCUGACUUUCAAUGUGCAGGCCCACAUUGACAGUGUAAAAUAUAGACGCUUUAAGAUCAUCAAAAUCAUGGAUGGUAUUAUGGACCCAAGGUGGUAUGGUCCCAGUAAGGCUUUGUUUGUUACAGAUGAUCGGAAUCAAACUCCUGCAAAAAUAUUUCUACGAGACUCAUGGAUGACUAGUCGUAUUGAUAUUGGUGACAUUGUUCAUACGAUAAGCGCCUUUAUAUACAAACUCGAUAUACUAGAGCUAAUGUUGGAUGACCAUCAAGGGUUUUUGAUUGUCAAGCCUGAUAGUCUGGUCUCAACGUCAGUUCUUGCAGAGAGCUUCAACUGUAUCCGCAAGCCCAUCAUUGAUAUCCGUGCUCGAAAGACAGACGAGACGACAGUGCCCUUGAUUCAUGGGACGAUGCUGCAUGAGCUCUUCCAACAAUCACUGCGGAGCAAUGAUUUUUCGACUGAAUCCAUGGAGGCAAGGCUGGACGAUAUUAUAAAAUUACAUUUGAAUGACCUUUGCCUAAUUAGCGAGUCGAUCGAUGUUGCACGGGAGAGGAUCUCGGAACUGAUACCAGCAUGCCAGGAUUGGGCUCGAAAAUACUUGCGGAAUUCACCUUGCGCAGAAGCAAUAGUUGAUAAUACUAUGGGCCAUACCCUCAAUAAUGAAUACAGUUUGCUUUGUGUUAACAAAAUCUUGGACAUUGAAGAAAACAUCUGGUCGCCAAUGUUUGGGCUGAAAGGCAAAAUCGAUGCAAGCAUUCAGGUGGUGCUCAAGACAAUGAAAAAAAACAUGGACCCUGCUAUAGCAGAGACAAAGAUAUUGACGGUUCCAUUUGAGCUCAAGACAGGGAAAAAGUCAAACGUGAUUUCACAUCGUGCCCAAACUAUGCUCUAUACUCUACUCAUGACAGAUCGAUAUGAUGUAGAUGUUCAAUGGGGCUUACUCUUCUAUCUCAAGGCCGGGGAACUGAUCCGUGUCAAUGCACCACAUGAUCAAAUUCGGGCAAUCUUAUUCCAACGCAAUGAGAUUGCUGCAUAUGAAGAACAGAAGCUGUCAUUGCCUCCUAUGGUGCAGGACUCACAAAAAUGCGGACGGUGUUUCUCAUUCUCAUCUUGUACUGUUCUCCACAAGCUGUUAGAAGAUGGGACUGCAGAGUCUUCAGGGCUUGGAGCUAUGUUUGAUGAGGUAACUGAUCACUUGAGCAGUACGCACGCAGAAUUCCUGCGCAAAUGGAACCGACUAUUGGCACUAGAACAAGGAGAUGUCGCCAAAUUCCAAAGUCAGAUCUGGUCCAUGCUCUCAGUGGAUCGACAAGCAAGCGGGAACUGUUUCAGCAAUUUAGAACUAAUCGAAGAGCCUAAAGAAAGUAACAAUAGGCCCAGAGACCUGUCAAGCAGCAAGGAUAUUGAGUUUUCAAUGUCAGGGCGGUUUGCUCGACAUCAGUAUCGAUUCAAACUUGGCGCUCCUCCAUCAUCUCUCAGCCAACAGACUCUCUCACAAACCCUUCGAGGCGGCCUGUCACUUCUAAGCUCCAACAUUUCUGUAGGAGACCCUAUAGUUGUCUCUUCUGAAGGAAAUCAUUUUGCCCUAGCAAUGGGCUAUGUUCUUGACAUGAGUCUUACGGAAAUUACUGUUGGAUUGGACCGCCCGCUGCUUGGACCACCUAUGAGGCUAGAAGGCUUCGAUCAGGAGCGUAAUCAAUCUUAUAGAGGUUUGAUUAGUAUUGAAAAUCCAGUACCGUCCUCUGGUAAUACUGAGGAAUAUUAUUCUAAUCUAGCCAAGAACAAAGUCAUGUUCCGGCUAGAUAAGGAUGAAAUGUCCGCAGGCAUUGCUCGGACACGUAAUAACCUUGUACAACUGUUCCGUGCAGAUGCUGACGGAGGUGAUUCGAAGCGAAGACGGUUGAUAGUUGAUUUGGAGAGACCAGAGUUUGAGCCAAUUCAUGACUUUAAGCGACAGGAUCUUCUUGAUCUGAACGGAGACCAAUGCCGAGCAGUGGAGGCUGUACUGGCAGCAAGGGAUUACGCGCUUAUUUUGGGCAUGCCAGGGACAGGCAAAACAACAACAAUCGCACAAAUCAUUCACAUCUUGGUGAGACAGGGCAAAUCCGUGUUAUUGACGUCGUACACUCAUUCUGCAGUCGAUAAUGUACUCUUGAAGUUCCUGAAACUGGGACAACGACCAGACACUAAUGUUGUACGACUUGGUGCCAAGUUGUAGGAACGACCUGUUUAGGCAUUGGAGACCCCUUGUUUACAGAAAAACGAUUUGAUUAUUGCAUUGUGGACGAGGCUUCGCAGAUCACGCUGCCGGCUUGCCUUGGACCGA
This is a messenger RNA of Lobosporangium transversale, 4244 nucleotides long. Its product is annotated as DNA replication factor Dna2-domain-containing protein. The record is from RefSeq and is a predicted model, not a curated record. The transcript is spliced from 11 exons. The coding region runs from base 108 to 4136 and encodes 1342 amino acids. Gene Ontology annotation, molecular function: helicase activity; 5'-flap endonuclease activity. Lineage: Eukaryota; Fungi; Mortierellomycota; Mortierellomycetes; Mortierellales; Mortierellaceae. Gene Ontology annotation, cellular component: cytoplasm. Gene Ontology annotation, biological process: replication fork reversal.